Molecule: messenger RNA, 1029 nt
Organism: Benincasa hispida (wax gourd)
Lineage: Eukaryota; Viridiplantae; Streptophyta; Magnoliopsida; Cucurbitales; Cucurbitaceae
Product: histone-lysine N-methyltransferase trithorax-like protein
Source: RefSeq, a predicted model, not a curated record
UUUAUAUUUAAAAAGAAAACCCCAAGUCAACUAUCAACAGCUUGGUGAACGCGCAUUGUAGGAUGAGAUAGAAUCAAAGUCCUUGCCUCCCAAGCUUCUUUCCUUCAUCAAAUUCUAUUUAACUGUAAACCUUUCCUCUUCUUCCCUUCAAACCUUUCUCUUUCCCUUUUUCUCUCCUCAGCUCAAUUUUAGCAUUCAAAAAUGAAGAGGGAAGGUCGCCAACAUGGCAUGGUAAGAACCUACCGGAUCAUCCCUUCCCCAUGGAAUCCAAGACCCGAAACCCAAUUCGUUAACGAGCUUGAUUUCCCUCCUACUGCUGGCCUUUUCACAAAGGUCUCAUCCAAGCCUACCAACCACUCCAAGUUCACCGGAAAAUGCAGCAAGCCCCGUUGCUCUGGCUGCAGGCUACACCCGGUUCAGAAGGCCAAGGAUAAAACCAAGGGAUCUCAUAAGUUCAAGUCACACCAUCUCCUCAUUGACUACUACUUGCUGGAUGACUUUGACGAACGCCCCAGCUUUGUCGAUGAUGAGGGUGACGACCACUUACUAGAAGAAAUAGAUAUUGAGUUGAGGGAUGGAGAUAUUCAUCGCCACGACGACGGUGACGAUCAGCCGCAGAAAGUAACAGAUUCUGAAUUGAAAGUCGAAGAUGAAAUGAGUUGCUACAGAGUGGAGUUCGUCGUGGAUGAAACCAUGGAGGGGGAUGAUAGUUGGUGUUUGAUAGAAGAACGACACACAAUCUAAUGGACCAUGGAUGAAGCAAUUGAAAAGUAACAGACACCUUCCAUUCAUGGCUGUGUAACUUCUAGCCUCAAAACUUUUAUCAAUGUGGAUAUGAAUAAUGGUUUCAAACUUUACAAAGUGGGUUCUCACUGUAAAUCCAGGAUCAAAGGGAGACACUUUGAAUAGAUAUCUAACUCUGUUCUUUGGAUAUCAUUUUCAUUCAAUCUUUCACUGUUUUCUAUUUCCCCAAUUUCAGAUGCUACACUUUGUUGAAUUCUGAUGAAUAAAUGAUAACUUCAUAGGCCA